AUGUCUCCCAUUGACCUCCGCAACCCCGGACGCCCGAUCCACGUCGGUGUCAUCGUUUUCGACACAGUGACCGAGCACCUCGAUGUUGCUCCUGUAGGAUACUUCUCUUCCAUUAGUUCGGACUUCCUCAAAGAUGCCCCUCCCCAGCUCCUCCCCGACGAACUGAAGCGGCAAGCUCCCAAUUUCGUCUUCCACUGGGUGACCGAGGAUGGCAAUAAGCCAGCGAAUCUGACUGGUAACACGAAGGUUGUUGCAACUGACUCCUUCGACACCUGUCCAGCCCUCGACAUCGUCGUCCUGGGCGCCAUGCCCGCCAGUUACCAGCCCAGCCAGACCGAGUUGGCGUUCCUGCGCAAAUCUUAUGAGGACUGCACCGCGCUCCUUCUGGUCUGCGGCGGAUUCCAAGCCGCCCUGGCCGCCGGGAUCUUGGAGGGAAAGACCGCCACGGCGCCGCGGCCGGUGCUCGCCAUGGUGAAUCAUAUGGCGCCCGGAACCAACUGGGUGCAGAAGCGAUACGUGCGGGAUGGAAAAGUCUGGACGACUGGAUCUCUGCUGAACGGAUUUGAUAUGGUUGCGGCGUUUGGGAGAGAGAUUUGGGGGGGACGCGGCUCUUUCCUUGAGAUUUUGGAACCGGAAGGUGCUUGGCCCAAUAGGGAUCUUGAUUAUAAGGAUACUACCGAGUGGAAGAUGUAA
Messenger RNA from Aspergillus steynii IBT 23096, 693 nucleotides. RefSeq names its product DJ-1/PfpI family protein. The transcript has 3 exons. The record is from RefSeq and is a predicted model, not a curated record. Bases 1 to 693 code for a protein of 230 amino acids. Lineage: Eukaryota; Fungi; Ascomycota; Eurotiomycetes; Eurotiales; Aspergillaceae.